Polistes dominula (European paper wasp) is the source of this 1537-nucleotide messenger RNA. RefSeq names its product tRNA methyltransferase 6 non-catalytic subunit (gene Trmt6). Gene Ontology annotation, biological process: tRNA methylation. Lineage: Eukaryota; Metazoa; Arthropoda; Insecta; Hymenoptera; Vespidae. The record is from RefSeq and is a predicted model, not a curated record. Gene Ontology annotation, cellular component: nucleus; tRNA (m1A) methyltransferase complex.
AUCAAAUAUAAAAUAUGAGUGAAAUCGAGGAUGAUAUUAAAGUAGGAAAUUAUGUAAUAGUGAAGAAACAUAAGUAUACAAAAUUAUACAAGGUAUCGAAUAAAGGAAUAUUAAUGUUAGGAAAAGAUCAAGUAAAUAUGGAAGAAAUAAUUGGUAAACCUUUUUGGACAACUUUUGAAAUGAUACCAUCGAAAAAUAACAAAAGAUCUUAUACAUUGAAAGUUAUAAAAGGGACAGAAUCUUGGAAUGAUUUAAAGAACAGUUCAUCUAGUGGUUUGGACAAUCGUUGUAUCACCAACGAUGGUACUUCGCAAAAAUUGUCGAAAGAAGAAAUCUUGCAACUUCAAGAAUCUGGAAAAUCUGGUAAAGAGAUAGUUGGUACUCUUAUAGAGAAUAGUAAAUCUUUUUCUGCUAAAACUGAGUACUCUCAAGAAAAGUACAUCAAGAAAAAAGAACAGAAAUACUUUCGUUAUUUAACAAUAUGUAAACCUACUAUAAUGUCUUUACACGAAGUAUACUUUAGACAAGAUCAUACACGAUUAGGAGGAUUAAGAAUGGAUGCCCUUUCUCAAUUAUUAUCAUACAGUGAUGUUCAAUCAGAUGGUUUAUAUAUGUUAUAUGAUAGCGGUUCAUUAGGAUUACCAAGUGCUGCCAUGCUACAUAGAAUCGGAGCUAAUACUACAGGAUUAUUGAUAAAUUUGCAUCCUGGAAACAUACCUCAGUUAAACAUCGUUCAAGCUAUGAAUUUUCCUAAAGAACAGCUUGACAGGCAUCUAACAGUUAAUAUUUAUAGCUUCAUAAGAUUGUAUAAUCAAGGAGAAUCUUUAUCAUCAAGUGAUGUAUCUCCUUGUAGAACAGUAUCCAAUUCUAAUACUUCUCAAUCUGAAAACAAUGAAGUAUUACUAAAUAUUAGUAGUAAUGAUUGCGAAAAAGAAACUAAAGUAGAAAAUGACAAAGAAGUAUUAAAAAUUGACCAAACUGUUGAUAGCAAUAUCAAUGAAACUGUAAACAAUGGAUCGAUUGGUUCAGAUGUUAUGCAAACGGAAACAAAUACAACUAUACAGAAUGUUACUAAUACCGAUGAACUUAUGAAAGACGAUAAAGUAGAAAAUAAAAAUACUUUAAAACGUAAAUUAAGUGAUCCCAUUAAAAAUGAGCCAGUUAAGAAACCCAAAUGGUUAAUGGAGACCCAAUAUGUAUUGGACCUUUUGAAAAAUUCUAAAGUUCGAAGUUUAGUUAUCGUAGCUAAAGAACAUCCUUUAGAAAUAGCAAAAUUUUUAUUACCAUUUCUCGGCGCAUCUAGACCAUUUGUAAUAUUUCAUACUCAUAGAGAACCUUUACAAGAAACAUACAUGGCACUUAAACAAACACAAAAUGUAGUUAGUUUAAGACUGUUUUCUAAUUUCUUACGUUCUUAUCAAAUAUUACAAGAUAGGACACAUCCAGAUAUUUUAACGAGCGAUACCGGUGGUUACAUUUUAACAGGAUAUUUAGUUGAAUAAUUAUGUACAAAUAUUGUAAUCUAAUUUUCAUCACA